Messenger RNA from Monopterus albus (swamp eel), 2700 nucleotides. It is a transcript of the gene bub1, whose product is annotated as BUB1 mitotic checkpoint serine/threonine kinase. Gene Ontology annotation, biological process: mitotic spindle assembly checkpoint signaling; meiotic sister chromatid cohesion, centromeric; protein phosphorylation. NCBI's taxonomy places the organism in Eukaryota, Metazoa, Chordata, Actinopteri, Synbranchiformes, Synbranchidae. Bases 20 to 2515 code for a protein of 831 amino acids. Gene Ontology annotation, molecular function: ATP binding; protein kinase activity. Gene Ontology annotation, cellular component: nucleus. The transcript has 15 exons. The record is from RefSeq and is a predicted model, not a curated record.
GCCCAUAGGCUUUGAGCAGAUGAACAGAUCUGCCUGCUCCACUGCCAUGAACACUGACAUUCUGUGCCAGGAUGCUCAGCUUCAGCCAAGCAGCUCGGAGAACACUGCUUAUCAGGAUGCCAGUCAGCUGCCAGAGCCUGAGGAGAAACUCAAUGUGUCACAGGGAGGAGCAGCUAAUGUGUCUCACAUCACCCCUAACAAUUCACUGGGCUUUGUUCAGGCCACACCGUCAAGGGUGCUGCCGUCACCCACUGUCAACACACGGGAAGCACUGGAUGUGAUUAUGGACAUGUUCCAGGCCCCGACUCUCAUAGAGGACCCGUUCCACAACACAUCAGUGCUCCGCACUGUGGAGAAGGAGUGUGAGGGCGGAUACCAGAGAAAUGGCGGCGUCUCCUCAUUCGUUUACCCUCCUACGACUGCCCGUUUCACCAUCUUCCAGGACAACAAUGACAAAGAAAACAGCAGUGGUGCAGCUCCCUCUGCAUGUGACAAGGCUAAACCAAUCAGAGCUCUGGCUCAGAUCCCACUGUCUAAACCAGAGAAACCUAAUGACACUUCUCCGGAUCUGAUGCCAGAUGAGAGCACCAUGUGGGGAGUUCACUACAACUCCUUGGCUGCGUGUCCUAACAGCACCACAGACUUCGCCAUGUUGGCCAAGUUUGUCUCCACUCCAUUUACGCACAAAGCUCCUUUCAACAGCGAUAGCUUUUACAAAGACCAAGAGAACAACUGUGAUGCUGAUGAUGGAGCUUUCAUCAGAGGUCAGAUAAAGAAACUCAGCCCCAUCCUGGAGCAGAGUCCAUCUGAUGAGAAGCUCUCUGAAACGGCCGUCCCUCAGCUCGUUCCUUCCUCCGAGGGACAAGGCACCAUUGUGGGUGAAGGGCUCGCCCCGGCCCAUCAUUGCCUGACCACUUCUUCCAUCACCAUGGUGCAGCCUCCUCCUGCUGUGCUCUCCUUCAGAGACCAGACACACUGUCCAACAGACUCCUCAGUCUCCAGGGCUGCAGGACCAGGCUGGGAGGUGUACAUGAGCCCAGAGCAGCCUCAUCAACCGGUGUCUCAGAUUCCAAAGAAACCUCAGGGUUCAGUCAGACCCAAGGUCUUGGGAGAUCUAGACAAACCUACCAGUCCAGCACAAGCCCAUAAUACAGCCCAUGAUGCUCCCAUGAGCCCAGAGUGCACUCUCAGACCAGACUGGCUGGCACUCAGAAGUCCUGGUGUCAUAGUUGAGUCAGACCUGGAUGCCUUCCUGAGUCCUCAUCGACCUGGUACAGCGGGCACUGUCCUCAGCGGGACCUUGGAUGUGCCCAUGAGUCCUGAGCAACCAGAGCUCUGCACCGAUGUGCCCAUGAGUCCGGUGCAUCCAGCUCAGUUCUGCACUGUGGAUGAACCCAUGAUGAGUCCAGAGCGAGGGCUGAGGCCCAGCACCGCUAUGUCUAUGUACACAGCCAGAACAGGGGCAGUGCAGCUGGUGUCCAAUCCCUGGGACGAUAAACUGAUCUCUGAUCUGCUGUCUACACUCAGCCCACCUCUCAUCUCCCACCCCAACUGCAUCACCUGGCAGCGCAAUGUACCCACCAUCACCCCAAAGAUGACCAUCAGCAUGGGAAAGGCUUCUCUGCAAGUCGACUGCGUCCUUGGUGUGGGCGCUUUUGCAACCGUCUACCAGGCUACUGACCCCAGGACCUCAGAGAGGAUGGUUCUAAAGGUUCAGAAGCCGGCCAAUCCCUGGGAGUUCUACAUCAACACUCAGCUGGAUGCACGGCUGCAACCCGAGCUCCGUCACCUUUACAGCAGCAUCCGCUCCGCUCACCUCUUCCACGAUGGGAGUGUGCUGCUUGGCGAGCUUCACAGCUGUGGCACUCUGCUGGACGCAGUGAACCUCUAUAAACACCCAAGCAACAGCGUGAUGCCUCAGCCUCUGGUCAUGUACUUCACCGUCUGUAUUCUGCACAUGGUGGAGCAGCUGCACAGUGUCCACAUCAUCCACGCUGACAUCAAACCUGACAACGUCCUACUGGGAAAGAGGUUCUUGGAAAACAAGUGCUUUGAUUCGGACAACACAGACCACGGCCUAGUCCUCAUCGACCUUGGUCAGAGCAUCGACAUGGAGCUUUUCCCACAAGGCACUGCUUUCACCGCCAAGUGUUUGACGUCAGGCUUCCAGUGUACAGAGAUGCUCAGUGGGAAACCCUGGAACUAUCAGACGGACUACUUUGGAAUAGCAGCUACUGUCUACUGCAUGCUGUUUGGGACAUACAUGAAAGUCACAAGUGAAGAUGGUGUCUGGAAGACUAAUGCUGUGUUCAGAAGAAACCCCCAUGGCGACCUGUGGCUGGAGCUCUUCCACACGCUGCUGAACGUGCCGGACUGUGGUUCUCUGCCCAGCCUGCGGAGCCUCCGCUCCAAACUGUCAUCCGUCCUGCAGGACAACUACAGCACCAAGCUCUCCCCGCUCAUGAGCCGCCUGGUUGUCCAGCUGCUGAGCAGCCGCAAGGCAGCUCGGAGAUGACAAUGGCGCCAACUGAGAUCCUGCGACAGGUUUCCUGUCCUUCUGCUCACCCUGAACUGUGUCGCUCUCCACUUUUCUUCCUCCUCUUCUUUCUUGUUUUCCUUUUCCCUCCUUUCCAUGAACCAGGAAAAAAAAACCCCACCUCCACCUGCUUUUAAAUUGGACUGAGGCACAGAAAUGGGUUU